AUUAAAAAAAUACAAAUGUCUACUUCCCCACCAACAUCUUGCGAUUGGAUGCUCCUGGUUGAACAGAAGAAUAUAAAUGUCCGCGUUACGACCAUGGACGCUGAGCUGGAGUUUGCCAUCCUGCCCAGCACGACUGGCAAACAGCUCUUUGACCAGAUAGUGAAGACCAUCGGGCUGAGGGAAACCUGGUUCUUUGGCCUCCAGUAUCAGGACAGCAAAGGCUUCUCCACCUGGCUCAAGCUGAAUAAAAGGGUCACAGCUCAAGAUGUGAAGAGGGACAACCCAUUGUUGAUUAAGUUCAGAGCUAAAUUUUACCCUGAGGACGUCGCAGAUGAACUGAUCCAGGAGACAACACAGCGCCUCUUCUUUCUGCAGGUAAAGGAGAGUAUCCUAAAUGAUGACAUCUACUGCCCUCCGGAGACUGCAGUGCUCUUGGCUUCGUAUGCAGUUCAGGUCAAACAUGGAGACUACAGGAAAGACUAUCACAUCCCAGGAUACCUGGCAAGAGAGAAACUGCUGCCACAAAGGGUUAUGGAGCAGCACAAGCUGAAUAAGAAUCAGUGGGAGGAAAGAAUCCAGGUGUGGCAUCAAGAGCACAAGGGACUGCUGAGAGAAGAUGCUAUGGUGGAGUACUUGAAGAUAGCCCAGGAUCUGGAGAUGUACGGGGUCAACUACUUUAGCAUCAAGAACAAGAAAGGAUCAGAGCUGUGGCUGGGAGUGGAUGCACUGGGGCUCAACAUCUACGACAAAAAGGACAAGAUGACCCCAAAGAUUGGCUUCCCCUGGAGUGAGAUCAGAAAUAUUUCCUUCAAUGAUAAGAAGUUCCUCAUCAAACCUAUCGACAGGAAAGCUCCGGACUUUGUUUUUUACGUGCCUCGUCUUCGCAUCAACAAACGUAUCCUGUCCUUGUGUAUGGGGAAUCAUGACCUGUACAUGCGCAGACGUAAACCUGACACCAUCGAGGUGCAGCAGAUGAAGGCCCAAGCCAGGGAGGAGAAGAACAAGAGGCAGAAGGAGAGGGCUCUGCUCGAGAGUGAGAAAAAAAAGCGAGAAAAUGCUGAGAGGGAAACAGAGAAGAUUGCUCGUGAGACCAUGGAGCUGAUGGAGAGAUUGAGACAGAUUGAAGAGCAGACAAAGAGAGCUCAAGAUGAGCUGGAGGAGCAGACUCGCAGAGCUCUUGAGUUAGAGAAAGAGAGGAAAAUUGCUCAGGAGGAGGCAGAGCGUUUGGACAAGGAACGCAGAGGUGCAAUUGAAGCUAAAGCAGCCCUGCUUUACCAAUCUGAAUCCCAGAUCAGGAGCCAGGAGGGUCUGGCCACUGAGCUGGCAGAGCUUACCUCUAAGAUCUCCCUGCUGGAAGAUGCCAAGAAGAAAAAGGACGACGAGGCAAAGAAAUGGCAGAAAAGGGCGAUCGUGGUAGAAGCUGAUUUGAGACGGACCAAAGAGGUGCUGAAGACUAAACUCAUGGGUGUUCACAUCCAGGAUUCGGCCCAUCCUCAUAUGCACGAGCACGACGAGACGGAUGAGAGCAGCGCAGAGGCCAGCGCCGAACUGACUUCCCCAGGUAUGGUCCGAGAUCGCAGCGAGGAGAAGAGAAUAACGGAGGCCCAGAAGAACCAGAGACUGCAGAAUAACCUGAAGUUCCUGAGCAGUGAGCUGGCUGGAGCUAUAGACGAGACCAAAAGGACCCUCAAUGACCUGAUCCACGCGGAGAAUGUGAAGGCGGGCCGUGACAAGUACAAGACCCUGCGUCUGAUUCGUCAGGGCAACACCAAACAACGCAUUGAUGAAUUUGAGUCCAUGUGAGAGAGACUUCUACAGGCCCAGUUGCUCUGACAGCAGGAUAGGGAUAGAUGAUUGAAAGAUUUCAGAAGGUGUAGGUGCAUAUUAUUACAUAGGUAGAAAAUUAACCCAGUAUAACGGGUUAAACGUGACAAAAAAUUAUUUUGUUACUGUGUGUUAAUGCUUUCAGUGCAAAGACUUUAAAAUUAAUGUCUUUUAAUCUGGAAACAUGUCAGUGCAGAAAUGGCAAAUGCCCAUUACAACCCCUUAUAUCUAUUUAAUAGGAAAAAAGGUGCAUUUAUUAUCUACUACCAUGCUGUGGAUAACUAUGCUUUAAUUAAUGAAAUCUCAUUAGACACAUUUGAAAUCUCAAUAUGUCAAGUGAUGAAAACCUUUUUAAUAUUGAUUUAUGACAGAAAUGACAUUUAAGACACUGGUUAGUAUUCUAGCUAAUUAGUAAAUCUUCUGUACACUUCCAUGCACAGAAACUCCUCCAUGGUGUUAUUUGUGCAUCAGCUCACAUAUGAAUUACUAUCAGCUUUAUAUAACAGUGCAACCGCCAUCACUGUACCUUUGCCAUGUCACUACCUUUACUCCUGCAAAAAGCAGAGUGGCAGUGACAAUGCAGCAACCAAGACAUACCUGAGAAUUUGUAUCUACUUUAAUUUGAUGUAAGUGAUUUGUUCCUGCUUUCCAAAGCUAUCCCCUUCUCUUGUUCUGCUGUCUCAAAAUAAACA
This is a messenger RNA of Notolabrus celidotus (New Zealand spotty), 2516 nucleotides long. Its product is annotated as moesin-like. Gene Ontology annotation, molecular function: cell adhesion molecule binding; actin binding. The record is from RefSeq and is a predicted model, not a curated record. Gene Ontology annotation, biological process: positive regulation of early endosome to late endosome transport; positive regulation of protein localization to early endosome; regulation of organelle assembly. Lineage: Eukaryota; Metazoa; Chordata; Actinopteri; Labriformes; Labridae. Bases 16 to 1803 code for a protein of 595 amino acids. The transcript has 15 exons. Gene Ontology annotation, cellular component: apical part of cell; microvillus; cytoskeleton.